AUGGAAGGACGUCAAAUGGGUCUGUUUUUCCGUAAAGGAUGGUUUACAAAGAGAAUAUUUAGCACGGUUCUACUGUUCGUAGUGGCCGACGCCUUUGUCAAAUAUGAAUAUGGAAUAAAGGUUAAACCAGACUUUAAUUCGACCAAAUGGGAAUGGUGGCAUGAAAAACUCAACAGGGAAAGGGCUCUGAGGCGCUGA
Molecule: messenger RNA, 198 nt
Organism: Theileria orientalis strain Shintoku
Lineage: Eukaryota; Apicomplexa; Aconoidasida; Piroplasmida; Theileriidae
Exons: 3
Coding region: 1-198 (65 amino acids)
Source: RefSeq, a predicted model, not a curated record